GUUAAUCAAAUUCUUAAUGGAACUUUACCAAAUCAAAGACCAAACGGACACACAAUCGCAUCGCAUGUCAUUUUUUCUUUUACUUUGACCAAAUCAAAACUCUACGAUCCUUGAUUUGAUUCCACCUUUGCCACCUACGCGUUAAAGAACCCGGUUUUCAUACCUCAAAAAGGCCAAAAAACCCAUCAAACCAUAACAUAUUUUCCAAAAAAACCACCCAGAAAGUUGAAAAGAUUAGAACAGAAUUACUUAAAGAGGAUGGAGAGGGAAAGGAAAUGAUUAGAUUGUAGAAAAAAGAUGAAACCCAAGAACAAAAAAGAGAGCUUUUUGGAAUUGGUUGGAUAAAUACUUAAUUUGCGACAAAUUUUAAGCCAUAAAAGUUCGCAUUUUUAUAGUACAGAGAGGAAAAAAAGUACUACUAAAGCUGAACCGAAACACACAGGAUUCACGACGAUCAGCAAUGUACGGAAUCUGAUAACAAGCCCUUGAUUCUCCGUUGUUAGAUCUUUUGACCUGGGAAAUGGGAGCUCGUUGUUCUAAAUUCUCUAUCUGCUGGUUUCAGUCUAACCUUAAAGCUUCCGUCCUCGAAUCCUCCGAACUCGAAAAUGGGGGCAAAGGUGAGAAGAACACAUGGCCGAGUUUCACUGUGUUUAGCUUGGAGCAAUUGAAAGCAGCCACGUGUGGGUUCUCUUCCGAUAACAUAGUGUCGGAACACGGUGAAAAAGCUCCUAACGUGGUUUUCAAAGGGAAGCUCGAUAAUGACCGUUGGAUUGCCGUUAAGCGGUUUAACAAGUUCGCCUGGCCCGAUUCUCGCCAAUUCCUCGAGGAAGCAAGAGCAGUUGGGAGUCUAAGGAGUGAGCGGUUGGCAAAUCUGAUUGGUUGCUGUUGUGAAGGCGAGGAGAGAUUGUUGGUCGCCGAGUUUAUGCCCAAUGAAACGCUGGCUAAGCAUCUUUUUCACUGGGAAAAUCAGCCAAUGAAAUGGGCAAUGAGGCUGAGGGUGGCACUGUACUUGGCGCAAGGUUUGGAGUAUUGCAGCAGUAAGGGAAGAGCUUUAUACCACGAUCUCAAUGCUUACAGGAUUUUGUUUGAUAAUGAUGGUAAUCCCAGGCUGUCUUGCUUUGGGCUCAUGAAGAAUAGCAGAGAUGGCAAGAGUUAUAGCACAAACUUAGCUUUCACACCUCCUGAAUACCUAAGAACAGGUAGAGUGACGCCAGAAAGUGUUGUGUAUAGCUUUGGAACCUUGCUGCUAGAUCUUAUGAGUGGCAAACAUAUUCCUCCCAGCCAUGCACUUGACUUGAUUCGUGGCAAGAAUUUUCUCAUGUUGAUGGAUUCUGCUUUGGAGGGCCAUUUCUCUAAUGAUGAUGGAACAGAGUUAGUGCGGUUAGCUUCUCGCUGUUUGCAGUAUGAAGCUCGCGAGAGGCCAAAUGCGAAGUCCCUUGUUAUAUCUCUCAUGGCACUUCAGAAGGAAGCAGAGGUACCAUCAUAUGUUUUGAUGGGUAUUCCACAAGGAACUGCUACAUCAAAACAGCCAUUGUCGUUGACACCUUUUGGGGAGGCUUGCUUGAGGAUGGAUCUGACUGCUAUACAUGAAAUAUUGGAGAAGAUGGGAUACAAAGAUGAUGAGGGUAUCGCUAAUGAGCUUUCUUUUCAAAUGUGGACCAGCCAAAUGCAGGAAACGUUGAAUUCUAAGAAGCAUGGAGAUACUGCUUUUCGAGCUAAGGAUUUUGCCAGUGCAAUUGAUUGCUACACACAGUUCAUUGAUGGCGGGACCAUGGUGUCGCCAACCGUCUACGCCAGACGCUGCUUGUCUUACUUGAUGAAUGAUAGGCCACAAGAGGCCCUUGGGGAUGCUAUGCAAGCGCUGGAGGUGUCUCCUGAGUGGCCUACUGCUUUGUAUCUACAAGCGGCUUGCCUGUUUAGCCUAGGGAUGGAAAGUGACGGCCAAGAAAUGCUCAAAGAUGGGACCAACUUCGAAGCCGAAAGGAACAAAAACUGAAAAUUGUAAAUGUUUUUAAAAUUGUUUUAUUUUUUUCCCAUAGUUUUCUUUAGGCUCUUACAUUUUUUCCUUAUUUUCCAUCUGUUUUAGCAUUCUGGGUUUUCGCUGCAUUGCAGAAUUCAUCAAUAUUUAUUGUUGGUUUUGAUAUUUCACGUUUGUUCAAUCUUCUAGUGAGGUGUGUUAGAGGCUUUGAACUAUCAUAUAGAAGAAUGUCUUAAAUUUAAUACAUAGUUGUUAAUUUUGUUUUGGUAUUGA
Messenger RNA from Durio zibethinus, 2251 nucleotides. Its product is annotated as serine/threonine-protein kinase BSK6-like. Gene Ontology annotation, molecular function: ATP binding; protein kinase activity; protein binding. Lineage: Eukaryota; Viridiplantae; Streptophyta; Magnoliopsida; Malvales; Malvaceae. Gene Ontology annotation, biological process: protein phosphorylation; brassinosteroid mediated signaling pathway. The record is from RefSeq and is a predicted model, not a curated record.